Messenger RNA from Hypoxylon trugodes, 1305 nucleotides. RefSeq names its product NAD(P)-binding protein. Gene Ontology annotation, molecular function: zinc ion binding; oxidoreductase activity. The coding region runs from base 224 to 1234 and encodes 336 amino acids. Gene Ontology annotation, cellular component: mitochondrion. The record is from RefSeq and is a predicted model, not a curated record. NCBI's taxonomy places the organism in Eukaryota, Fungi, Ascomycota, Sordariomycetes, Xylariales, Hypoxylaceae. The transcript is spliced from 3 exons.
UGGGGCAAGUUCCAAGGAUAAUCCACCUUAAUUUCCAAUAUGAAUGUUUCCUACACCAGUAUUCUUACCUUCAUCAUUUCAUUAGUGAUAUUUCUUUAAUUCAUUAAUAUCUCUCUGAUCCAUAUGAGCCGUCUUAAAUUCUUGAGAUAAAGCACUCAAUUGUAUAGUAUACUUGUGUUGUUGCUACUAGAGAUUACAUUCCAUUCAUCACAAAAAAGCAAUUAUGAGGGGGAUUCAAGUUAAUCAAUAUAUCAAGGGCCCAAAAGAGCUCAAAGUAACCGAGCUCCCCGAUCCAACACCCAGGCCGGACCAAUACCUCAUUGAGGUCCACGCCGCCGCCACCAAUUUCUUCGACAUACUCCAAAUUCAAGGAAAAUACCAAAGUCAACCUCCCCUUCCAUGGGUCUCCGGCGCCGAAUUCUCAGGCAUCGUCCUAGCAACUCCCACAAACGCCAAAUCCCCCAAAUUCCCCAUAGGUAGCCGGGUCUUCGGCGCGAGCCAAGGCGCAUACGCAACACGCGUAUGUGCCGCAGAACCCGAACUCCUCCCGGUACCAAACGGAUGGUCCUUCGUCGACGCAGCAGGUCUCUUCGUCACCGCGCCCACAAGCUACGGCGCGCUUGUCCUACGCGCCGGUAUCAAAGCCGGUGAUUGGGUAUUAGUCCACGCGGCUGCGGGUGGAGUCGGACUCGCUGCCGUGCAAGUCGCUAAAGCGUUCGGCGCGACGGUUAUCGCGACCGCGGGGACGCCGCGGAAGUUAGAAGUCGCGAAGCAAUUUGGUGCGGAUCAUGUUGUGGAUUAUCGCGAUGCGGGUUGGCCCGAUAAAGUUAAGAAAUUGACGCCGAAGGGUAGGGGUGUGGAUAUUGUGUAUGAUCCCGUGGGCGUGGUGGAUAAGAGCACUAAGUGUAUUGCGUGGAAUGGGCGUAUUUUGGUUAUUGGGUUUGCGGCGGGGCAGAUUGAGAAGGUGGCUAUGAAUAAGGUACUUCUUAAGAAUAUUAGCUUGGUUGGCAUUCAUUGGGGUGCGUAUGCGAAGUUUGAGAGGGAAUCGAUUCCGGUCGUUUGGGAGGGUAUUGGGAAGUUGAUAGAGCAGGGCAAGUUUAAGGGUACAGUAUUUGCGGAUAAGGAGUUUGUUGGACUGGAGAAUAUUCCCGAUGCGCUGUUGGCCUUGGGAAGCAGGGAAACGUGGGGCAAGGUCGUUGUGAAGAUUCCGCAAUCUGGAGAGAGCAAGCUAUAGGGAUGCAUUAUAAAACCUCUUUACGAUUAAAGCAUUUGUAGAUAGAUGAUACGAAAUUAGACCAAACGGCU